GGGUUACUAUUUUAAUCAUGCAACUUGCCCGCCACUUUCCUCACAGAUUUUGGACCAUCCUUUUAUUGUUCAUCUGUAUCUUAUCUCUAUCGAUCUGUCUAUAUAUAUAAUUUGUCUUUGAGGUAGACAAAAAAAAACUGGAAGUACUGUCUAACAAAAGCAAAAUAUAGAGCUUUGGUACAUGCACAAGAGAGAAACAUAUAUCAUUUACAAAUAGGUUCUCGAUCUCUUUUCUAAGAGUAGAAAAGAAAAUCCCAAAUCUGAAUUUUGAGUAUUUUAUUUUAUCCUAUUUUUGUAGAAAUUCACUUGUUUUGGCUCUUAAAUCUUGAAGAAAAAUUGUGGAUUUUAUGUUGUAAGUCGGAUUUGUGUCCGCGAUGGAUGGUGGUGACAUUUAUAAAGCAAGCAAUAGCUUGAGAGGAAGCUUGAGCUUCAGAGGAAGCUUGAGAGCAAGCUUGAGAGCAAGCAGUUCGUCAGUAUGGAGGAACAGUACUGUGGAAGUUUUCUCGCGAUCUACGCGGGAAGAAGAUGAUGAAGAAGCUCUGAAAUGGGCUGCCAUUGAGAAACUUCCCACUUACAAUCGGUUGAAGAAAGGGCUGCUAUUUGGUUCACAGGGUGCAGCCAAUGAAGUGGAUGUUAACGAUCUCGGACUUAAUGAAAGGAAGCAUUUGUUGGAGAGGUUGAUCAAAAUUGCAGAUGAAGAUAAUGAGAAGUUCUUGUUCAAGCUCAAGAAUCGAAUUGAUAGAGUUGGACUUGAUUUGCCCACAAUUGAAGUCAGAUUUGAGAAUCUAAAAGUUGAUGCAGAAGCUUAUGCAGGAAGCAGAGCUUUGCCCUCUUUCGUUAACUUCAUUGCUAAUAUACUGGAGGUAAUAAUAGGCAAUAUGCAUGGAUCACUGGCUUUUAUUCUACUGAUUAUUGUUUUCAAUUCUGUAUUUGCCAAGUGGUUCUUUAUUCUAAUUUUGUUGUAUGCCCAAAAGGGGUUUGUGAACUAUCUCCAUAUACUUCCAAGUAGAAAGAGGACUCUAUCUAUCCUUCAUGAUGUUAGUGGAAUCAUCAAGCCGUGCAGAAUGACAUUACUCUUAGGUCCUCCAAGUUCCGGAAAGACCACACUAUUGUUAUCUUUAGCUGGAAAACUCGAUCCUGAACUAAAGUUUUCUGGAAGGGUGACUUACAAUGGGCAUGGCAUGCAUGAGUUUGUACCCCAGAGAACUGCUGCCUAUAUCAGUCAAAAUGAUCUCCAUAUAGGAGAAAUGACUGUGAGAGAAACCUUGGCAUUCUCUGCUAGAUGCCAGGGGGUUGGAGACCGAUAUGACAUGCUAGCAGAGUUAUCAAGAAGAGAGAAAGCAGCAAAUAUCAAGCCUGAUCCUGAUAUUGAUAUCUACAUGAAGGCAGCAGCAACAGAAGGCCAGGAAGCAAGUGUGGUCACAGAUUAUACUCUAAAGGUUUUGGGACUUGAAGUCUGUGCGGAUACCCUAGUUGGAGAUGAAAUGUUAAGGGGUAUCUCUGGAGGACAGAGGAAGCGUGUUACAACUGGUGAGAUGCUGGUUGGACCAGCAAAGGCACUUUUCAUGGAUGAGAUUUCUACGGGUUUGGACAGUUCGACAACUUUCCAAAUUGUGAAGUCACUCAGGCAAUAUGUUCACAUUCUCAAAGGAACUGCUGUCAUCUCUCUCCUGCAGCCAGCACCUGAGACUUACGAUCUGUUUGAUGACAUUAUUCUCCUAUCAGCUGGCCACAUUGUCUAUCAAGGUCCCCGUGAGGAAGUGCUCGAGUUUUUUGAAUCCAUGGGUUUCAAAUGCCCCGAGAGGAAAGGCGUGGCUGACUUCUUGCAAGAAGUGACAUCAAAGAAAGAUCAGCAGCAGUACUGGGCACGCAAAGAUGAACCUUACAGUUUUGUAACAGACCGCGAAUUUGCUGAGGCAUUCCAGUCAUUCCAUGUUGGACGGAAAGUAGGAGAUGAGCUUGCAACCCCAUUUGACCAGACCAAAAGCCACCCAGCUUCUUUGACAACUAGUAAGUAUGGUGUUAGCAAGAAAGAGCUCCUGAAAGCGUGCAGCUCAAGAGAAUACCUGCUGAUGAAGAGAAACUCAUUUGUCUAUAUAUUCAAGGUCACACAACUUUCUAUGAUGGCAUUUAUUUCAAUGACAGUCUUCUUUCGAACUGAGAUGCACAAGGAUACUGUAACUGAUGGAGGGAUAUACUUUGGUGCUUUGUUUUUUGCUUUGGUUAUGGUCAUGUUUAAUGGAAUGUCGGAGAUUGCCAUGACUAUUGCGAAGCUUCCUGUCUUCUACAAGCAGAGGGGCCUUCUCUUUUUUCCCCCAUGGGCAUAUGCUCUUCCCACAUGGAUACUCAAGAUCCCCAUUACAUUCAUAGAGGUUGCUGUUUGGGUGUUUAUGACUUACUAUGUCAUCGGUUUUGAUCCAAAUGUCGGCAGAUUGUUUAAACAGUAUCUGCUCCUCUUAGUUAUCAGUCAGACUGCUUCUGGAUUGUUCCGAUUUAUUGGAGCAUUGGGCCGGAACAUGAUUGUUGCAAAUACAUUUGGAACAUUUGCAUUGCUCAUACUUUUUACAUUGGGUGGCUUUAUGAUAUCAAGAGAUGAUGUGAAGAGUUGGUGGAUAUGGGGUUAUUGGAUGUCACCAUUGAUGUAUGGGCAGAAUGCAAUUUUAGUAAAUGAGUUCCUUGGCAAUAGUUGGAAAAAGGUUCUCCUGAAUGCAACAGAGCCACUAGGAGUCACGGUUAUGAAGUCUCGAGGGUUCUUUCCUGAUGCAUACUGGUACUGGCUGGGACUCGGGGCAUUGUUUGGAUUUGUCUUGGUAUUCAACUUCUGUUACAGUCUGGCUCUCACUUAUCUAAACCCUUUCGAUAAGGCUAAAGCUGUUAUACCAGACGAAGAACCAAGCAAUGCCGAAGGUGAUCAAAGUAGAAGAGCCAUUCAGUUAUCAUCCCGUGGAAACAGCUCUCUUGGACGAACUGCACCUGAAGAGAGAGAUCAAAUUAGGAGGAGAAGUAUCUCAUCUGGCUCCUCAUCCCAGAAGACCGAUGCCAUUGUCAAUGCCAAUCAGAACAGAAAAAGAGGAAUGAUUCUUCCGUUCGAACAACAUUCCCUCACCUUUGAUGACAUUAAAUACUCUGUUGACAUGCCACAGGAAAUGAAAAAUGAGGGUGCUGAAGAUAGAUUGGUGCUUCUGAACAGUGUUAGUGGAGCUUUCAGGCCUGGGGUUCUCACAGCACUAAUGGGUGUUAGUGGUGCCGGUAAAACAACUUUGAUGGAUGUGCUGGCUGGCAGGAAAACUGGUGGAUACAUUGAGGGUGACAUUACAGUUUCUGGGUAUCCAAAAAGACAAGACACAUUUGCUCGGAUUUCUGGAUACUGCGAGCAAAACGAUAUCCACUCUCCUCAUGUUACUGUCCACGAGUCACUGCUUUACUCAGCUUGGCUGAGGUUAUCUUCUAAUGUCAAUUCUGAAACAAGAAAGAUGUUCGUUGAGGAGGUCAUGGAACUUGUGGAACUGGCCCCAAUAAGGGGAGCACUAGUUGGUUUGCCAGGUGUGAGUGGUCUCUCAACCGAGCAGCGCAAGAGACUAACCAUUGCAGUUGAGCUGGUGGCAAACCCCUCCAUAAUAUUUAUGGAUGAGCCAACUUCAGGGCUGGAUGCAAGAGCUGCUGCUAUUGUGAUGAGAACAGUCAGGAACACUGUAGACACGGGAAGAACAGUUGUAUGCACCAUCCAUCAGCCAAGCAUUGACAUAUUUGAAGCCUUUGAUGAGCUUUUCCUAAUGAAGCGAGGAGGUCAAGAGAUAUAUGUGGGGCCAUUGGGUCACCAUUCUUGUCAUCUAAUCAAGUACUUCGAGGGAACUGAGGGAGUAAGUAAAAUUAAAGAUGGUUAUAAUCCAGCAACUUGGAUGUUGGAAGUUACUGCUUCAGCACAGGAAACAGCUCUGGGGAUGGAUUUCACGGAUGUCUACAAAAAUUCAGAAUUGUAUAGGAGGAACAAAGCCCUAAUCAAAGAAUUAAGCACACCUCGUCCUGGUUCAGAGGAUCUUUAUUUCCACACUCAAUAUUCACAACCUUUCUUCAUCCAAUGUAUGGCUUGCCUGUGGAAACAACAUUGGUCAUACUGGCGCAACCCACCAUAUACUGCAGUGAGAUUGCUCUUCACAACCGGCAUUGCAUUGAUGUUUGGGACCAUUUUCUGGGACCUUGGAUCCAAAAAGUCAAGGACUCAAGAUCUGAGUAAUGCUAUGGGCUCUAUGUAUGCUGCCGUUGUCUUCCUAGGGAUCCAAAAUGCCUCAUCGGUGCAGCCAGUGGUGGCUGUUGAAAGAACAGUCUUUUACAGAGAGAGAGCUGCUGGAAUGUACUCAGCAUUACCAUAUGCCUUUGCUCAGGUUCUUAUUGAGCUUCCUUAUAUAUUUGUACAAGCUAUGGUAUAUGGUGUUAUAGUUUAUGCAAUGAUUGGAUUUGAAUGGACAGUUGCCAAAUUCUUUUGGUACUUAUUCUUCAUGUACUUCACACUAUUGUACUUCACCUUCUAUGGCAUGAUGACUGUGGCUGUGACUCCAAACCAACAUGUCGCUUCCAUCAUUGCUGCUGCAUUUUAUGGACUGUGGAACCUCUUUUCAGGAUUUAUAAUCCCACGACCUAGGAUUCCUGUAUGGUGGAGAUGGUACUAUUGGGCAUGUCCCGUUGCUUGGACCUUGUAUGGAUUGGUUACGUCGCAGUUUGGAGAUAUGAAGGAUGUGAUUGACACAACCACUGGUGAAACAGUGAAACAGUACUUGGAUAGAUACUACGGAUUCGAACAUGACUUCUUAGGUGCAGUAGCAGGCGUGGUCGUUGGUCUUGCAGUUCUUUUUGCUUUCAUCUUUGCUUUAGCCAUUAAGGCGUUCAAUUUCCAACGACGAUAGAGAAUUACUCCAAAUCACCCACUUCGUGUCAGCCAUUUGAGUACAGAAUGCAUCAGACAUGAUCAUCUUGAGGAAGUGGUUCCAAGUUUUGUGUAUUGGAGGAUGUUUGAGAAUAUUUUAAUCACUUUAAAUUUUUAAUCAUUAUAUUCAUGUUGUCAGUUUCGUUGAAUUCUUUAUAA
Messenger RNA from Cornus florida, 5080 nucleotides. RefSeq names its product pleiotropic drug resistance protein 1-like. Gene Ontology annotation, molecular function: ABC-type transporter activity; ATP binding; ATP hydrolysis activity. Gene Ontology annotation, cellular component: membrane. Bases 375 to 4901 code for a protein of 1508 amino acids. The record is from RefSeq and is a predicted model, not a curated record. NCBI's taxonomy places the organism in Eukaryota, Viridiplantae, Streptophyta, Magnoliopsida, Cornales, Cornaceae. The transcript is spliced from 23 exons.